UCAUGUUUCCCAAUAGAUUAGUAGAUUUCCUCUCCAACUUACCGAUCUUGCCUUUGUUUGCAUAUUAUGUAUGAAGGUUUUACUCCUCGUGAACUUUUAUAUGUCAGGACCACUACUCCGUAAAAUAAGCUAAGGACCAACAGCUCCGGAUGAUCCACAUUCCUGCCAAAAACCGUUUGACACCGAACUUUUCUACUUUUCUACUUUUCUACUUUUCCAUCGAUAGAUAUCGAUCAUACCCACAGAAAUCUCCUCCAUCGUUGCAGUUAUGACGACUUUUCAUUCAAAAAUGGCCUUUCAUACAAUGUUAUAUAUCAAUCGACACAAGGUAAGUGAAAAAUCUCUUGUAAGUGCAUUUCGUUCAGUUGCAAAGAAUUAUUUCACCCCUCCAUGCCCCUUUGAUAUUGUGAGUGAAGAAAGGUACCAUAAUAUAUAAACGGAUAAACUCUCAUGGCAGAACAUCGCGAUAGAGAUGGGGAAACUGGUCAUAACACACCGGCACCAUCAGUCAGAGCCGGCAGUGUUAAUACACAGAAAACCGCGAGGACUACCAGGACGAAUCGUCCGAAUGCUCAAGCUCACACCUCUAAAAGAUCACACCAACAUAAUGGACGACCGCAUGGAGGACGACUGCAUACAAAUAACACACCACCCGAAGCUCGACUGCAACAUUCCCUAGCUGGUAAUGCUGGAGGGCCCCAACACGAACCUCAUUAUGUCGAUAAAGAAUAUUAUGACUUCAAUCCAAAUUACCAAAAACCCAAGGACGAACCAGUAUGGGGAUUGGCGAAACCCCUUCCUCGGGUAGUCAGGCCGGGAAUGAGAAGAGGGAGGAAUAGUGUGGUCGAGAACAAGCUUGCGGCAAAUGAAGAGCCUGGGGAUGCUGAGGCGAUACCACAAGUUGGGAUGAUUGACGAUCAGAGGAAAGGGGAAACGAAAAAGAAAUCGAAUCGACUUGGCAGGAAUGAAGAAGACCGAGGCUAUGGGCACCAACAACAAGAGCGAUGGAGGAGGAGAAGCUAUAGAUCUAAUAGGCAGAAUUCGGAGAAUAUGAUAUUGGAUUAUAAUGGUACCCCGCUAGCCGAGAGAGAUAAUCCUAUGGAUGAUUGGAGAUCUCCAAAUGAUGAUGGAGAGGGCGACUUAGGUCAGCAGAAUACCGAUCGACUUUCUGAUGUUGCGGAACAUCCUUCAGGCUCAGGAUCAACUUUGGCGCAGCAUGCUACGUCGCAAAGUGAAGACUUUGUGAGCGACGAGAAUGACAAGGAGCUAGAUUUGGAAAGGGGGGAUAAUUUAGAAGACGAUGAAUGGUCUUUAAGCAGUGAAGAAGCGAUGCAAUACAUUCAGGAGGAAAAAGAUAAUUCCAACGCCUUAGCAUCAAUACGAACCAAAUUUCGUGAACCAUUAGCUGAAUGCUUAGCAGUAAGUUGAUGAUCCCACAUGAUACUAUAUAUCUAACAAAUAUACAGACCAUGAUUGCAGUUCUUAUAGGUUUAGCCACCAAUCUUGCAGUUCAAACCUCGGCAGAAACUUCAGGCAAUUAUCAAUCCUCAAAUUGGGCUUGGGGCUUGGGGAUCACAAUAGGUAUCUACAUUGCAGGUGGAAUAUCUGGUGCCCAUCUCAAUCCCGCAAUAUCUCUCAUGCUUUGUAUAUACCGCGGCUUCCCCAUACGAAAAGCAUUCAUCUACGUUCUUGCGCAAAUCCUCGGAGGCUUUUUCGCCGGACUGAUUGCAUACGGCAUCUACAAAGACGCAAUUGCCACGUACGACGCAGCCGGUGGUAUACUCGAAAAUGGACAAGUAGUUGACCUACUAUCUGGAGGCACCGGCUCAUCAUUUUACACACAACCAAAAUCCUUCGCAAGCCCACCCUCAAGUUUCUUCAACGAAUUCGUCGCAACCGGCAUCCUAGCCUGCACCAUCCUCGCCCUAGGAGACGACUCCAACGCACCACCAGGAGCAGGUAUGCACGCACUAAUCGUUGGACUCGUCGUCACAGUCCUCACCAUGGCAUUCGGCUACACAACCGGCGCAUGUCUCAACCCAGCACGGGACUUCGGUCCGCGCCUCGCUACCGCCGCCGUCGGCUACGGCAGCGAAGUCUUCACCGUCUCGAAUGCCUGGUGGGUGUAUGGAGCAUGGGGCGCUACGAUUUCAGGAGCAUUAAUAGGAGGAUUGUUAUAUGAUGUGGCUAUUUUUGUCGGAGGUGAGAGUCCGGUUAAUUAUCCGAGGAGGAAACGCAGACAGAUGGCGGAGAAUGCGAAGGAGAAGGCGGAGAAGGGGUGGUGGGGUUUUAAGAGGGAUUUAGAGAUGGGGUUUAAGGGGGAUUCGACGAAGGGAGGUUGAUUUAUUUUUAAUUUGGGAGAGGGUUGGGGGAGGAAUGAAGUGUUUGGUCAUUCAUUCGUUGGAACUUGGAAAGAAUAUCUGAUGUUGAUAUGAUGUGAUGGAAGAUGAUAGAUGAUAGAUAAUAGAUGAGAUUGAGAAUUUAGAAAUCUUGUUAAAAUUCAUAAAGACUUAAAAAACUUAUAAUA
This is a messenger RNA of Sclerotinia trifoliorum, 2527 nucleotides long. Lineage: Eukaryota; Fungi; Ascomycota; Leotiomycetes; Helotiales; Sclerotiniaceae. The record is from the annotation of a GenBank genome assembly.